UGGACACUGGACAAAAAUCAAAAUUCCGCUUCGUAUUUAUGUUAUCUCGAUUUUCAUGUUUAAAAUGCAGAUAACAACACUACUAUGAAUGCAAUAUGCAUCGUGAUAUUAAUAUAAUAUCUUGAAUCCUGAUAGUGAAUAGUGAUUAUUGGGACCGGAGAUCGUUUUUUUCGCUAAAUUAAUUUACUUUUUACGGUUUGAUUGGGUUUACGCGCUUUUUUUAUCAUCCUCACGAACAGAAGUAUUAUUUAAUAUUUGAUCUUAAUUACGGAGUCGAUUUUUUCGAAUCGCACCCUCAGUGGUGAUUAUUGGUCAAUGUAAAAUGGAACAGAAAACGAAGAGGAAAAAAAACGACGUUUGAUUCGCAGCGCUCCACUAGUUGAACUUGUUCUAUGAUGCAACGCUUGCAAACAUGGUUUGUACGCGAGGACAAACUGAGAAUGCCCCUUUGGCGGACUAUGUCGACAAAAUGUUACAUGGCGUUCAGUGCUCUCAGUGCUGGAGCCACGGUCAUCACAUUUUUUUUGAUAUACUGGUUCUGUGGUGGAUUACUGGCACUAUCGUUUCUGCUUCUGAGUAUUGUUGGGUUUAUUUACCAUUCAGAAGACUACUUAUUAUAUUAUCCUGACCUGCCAGAUCACUCUCGUAUUUUUGUGCCACAACCGUCAAUGUAUGGUUUGCCGUAUGAAAACAUAUUCAUCAAAAGUUUAGAUGGCACACGGUUGCACUUAUUCUUGAUAAAACAACCAGGAGAAUUUUCUAAGAUGGUACCAACUAUUUUAUUCUUGCACGGAAAUGCAGGAAAUAUGGGUCAUAGAUUAUCCAAUGUAGUGGGCUUCUAUAAUGAAUUGAGAUGCAACAUAGUAAUGCUAGAAUAUCGCGGAUAUGGGUUGUCACAAGGAUCGCCUUCAGAAAGAGGUUUCUACAUGGAUGCAAGUGCAGCAGUAGAUUUUAUUUUAACUCGUAAUGAUCUAAAUCUUGGCAGAAUCAUAGUAUUUGGACGUUCGUUAGGUGGUGCGGUUGCCAUUGAUUUAGCUGCUCGAUUAGAAUAUGCCCAAAAAAUUUGGUGUGUAAUUGUUGAGAAUACAUUUACAUGUAUACCAGAUAUGGCAAUAGAACUUAUGUCUUCUAAAUUUUUGAAAUACAUCCCUUUAUUUUUGUACAAAAAUAAGUAUAUGUCCAAUUGGAAAAUGGGCAAACUGCAAGUACCAAUAUUAUUUGUUUCCGGCGAAGAAGAUACAUUAGUUCCUCCGUCAAUGAUGACAAAUUUAUUUAAUGCUUAUUCUGGGCCUUUAAAACAGAUUGUCAGGUUUAGAAGAGGUUCGCAUAAUACCACAUGGAACUGUCCUGGUUAUUACAAGAAGAUUAGAAAAUUUUUAAAGAUCACAGCAAAACAUAGGCCCUCUGCUGAAGAUCUCCAUUGUGUCAUCAAAAUUGUUUGACAUAGAUUGUAUUAGUUCCUAAACAUGAUUAAAAACAAUGUUAUAGUUAAUACUGAAGAGUAGAUUAUUGAAAAAAUAGUAUCAAAUAAUAUUUUUAACUUUAAUUUUUACAUAAAUGCACAUAAAUUUUUAAAAACAUCUGUAAUUAUAUAUUAUUUUUAUAAAUGUCUGAAAUUUUUUAAAAACAUUUAUAAAUAUAUAAUAUAUUGGAGUUUCUCUAAUUAUUUGUCAUUCUUAAUAUAUUUUUAAAUUUAAUAUUUAUUUUUGUUAGCCUAAUAUUUUACAUCACACCCAAGAAAUAACUUAAAAUGCUUUUAAUAUUAUUAUGUAUUAUCAAUGCUGAAACUUUUAUUUAAUAAAAUUGAAUAAUUUUUUACUUUUGGUACAAUAUAGUAACAUACUUGAUUGUCUUAUGAGUUAUAAUACAUCAGCUGAACAAUAAUAAUAAUUAAGGUUAAGCCAUGUCUUGUUAUAACUUUUAAGGGCAGAGUUUUUUCAUAUAUUUUUAUAUUGGUUCUAAAUAAAAUUAAUUUAUGUAAUUUUACAGAUGAGUUAAUACAAUUUUUUAAAUUGUUUUUUUCAAUUUAAUCUAAACAGUUAAUACAUUACAAAACACAUUGCUCAUUUGCUCUCAAAAAGUUCUCAAUGGUUAAAUUACUAUUGCCUACUAGAGUAGUAUCUAGUUGAGGGGAGGUGAACUUAUGGUCUAUGUGUCAUUAGUAAUACAUUGGUCAUAUUUUCAUGGCACUCAAAAAUAUUUAUUUUUUUAUUAUUUUUACUUGUGUUUAAUGGAAAAAAAAUAUUGUGAACAAAAUUAUUUGUUAUUUCUAAAAAAAUAUAAUCAUUAAUUAUAAAAAUGUGUAACUUAUUGUUUUCAUACAUAAUAUUUUUUACUUUGACAAAAAUUGGUUUUUUUUUCAAAUAAACUCAAUUUUUACAUCUACUCA
Aphis gossypii (cotton aphid) is the source of this 2389-nucleotide messenger RNA. It is a transcript of the gene Bem46, whose product is annotated as protein ABHD13. The record is from RefSeq and is a predicted model, not a curated record. Bases 393 to 1442 code for a protein of 349 amino acids. Gene Ontology annotation, cellular component: membrane. The transcript has 6 exons. Lineage: Eukaryota; Metazoa; Arthropoda; Insecta; Hemiptera; Aphididae. Gene Ontology annotation, molecular function: palmitoyl-(protein) hydrolase activity.